AUGCCUUCAAACGGCGACAUCCCUUACACACACGCCAAUGUGAGCCUGGCUUUCCGCGAUUUCUCUUUCAAACCCACGAUCGAUCUCCCCACUGGUCUCCGGAAGUUCGUGAAAUGUAGGUCGCGGAGAUGCAGUGAUAAUUGUGGAUCAUGGUUCGCGUCGCAAAGAGUCCAAUUUGAUGCUUAUAUUAUACGUUUACAGGAGUUAGCAGAGCCAUCAAUAAGAGAUGCUUUUCAAUCUUGCGUUCAACGAGGUGCACAUCGAAUUAUUGUUAGUCCCUUUUUUCUCUCUCCUGGAAGGCAUUGGAGUCAGGACAUUCCUUCCUUAAGCGCAGAGGCAGCGAAGGAACACCCAGAUGUGUCGUACAAUGUAACUGCACCCCUCGGAUUACAUGAACUACUUGUGGAUGUUGUGAAUGAUAGAAUCAAGCACUGCAUAAAGCAUGUGGCUCGAGAUGUAGAUGAGUGUUCAGUCUGUGCAGGGACUGCAAAAUGCAGGCUCUAUUAGUUUGUGAAACUAGAUUCUUUUGAAUACUGUUCUGAUUUAGAUGAGCCUGGGAACCAAGGAAUCUGUAAAUUGAGUUGCAAGUGUUCUGAAGUUGUGAAUUCAGUGAGGUUAUAUGUGGAUUCUAGUAGGUCAAACAUUGCAGUUCCAAUCUAGUCUCCAAAUCUGCCAAUGAUUCAUUAA
Vigna radiata var. radiata (mung bean) is the source of this 687-nucleotide messenger RNA. RefSeq names its product sirohydrochlorin ferrochelatase, chloroplastic. The record is from RefSeq and is a predicted model, not a curated record. Gene Ontology annotation, molecular function: lyase activity. The transcript is spliced from 5 exons. Bases 1 to 507 code for a protein of 168 amino acids. NCBI's taxonomy places the organism in Eukaryota, Viridiplantae, Streptophyta, Magnoliopsida, Fabales, Fabaceae.